AUGUUCAAGAACCUGCUCAACAAGGAAAAGAAGAAGAUCGAGAAGGAGGUGCUUGGCUCGAGCGGAAAAGGCUCCGGCAAGCAAGGCAGUGGCCACGGCGGACACAGCGGCGGCGGUGCCGGCCAUGGUGGAGGCGGCCAUGGCCACGGCGCGGCGGGUGCCGGAGCGGGUGCGGGCGCUGGUGCUGGUGCGGCGGGUGUCGCGGGUGGUGCAGCGGCCUCGCGUCACGGCGCGGGCCAUGGCGCGCAUGCCGGCGGCAAGCCGGACAUCACGACGUUUGACCUCGCGGGCCUGCCUGUGCACGUCUAUGGUCUGAACAACCUGACGCCUGCCUCGCCGAACGGUGUGCCCGACGUCUGCAUCAAUGUGCACAUGCACGGACGUACCGGCUCUGCGAAGAACGAGGAGUCCCUCGCCACCGAGCUGUACACCAACACUAUGAACGAGCGCGCGGCGCUCGCGCAGUCGGCCCGUGCGCGCGACUUUUUGCUCGUGACCUUUGACUCGCGCAACCACGGCCAACGCAAGACGAACCCCCAGGGCCAGAAGUCGUGGAAGGAGGGCAACCCUACACAUGGCGUCGACAUGUACGGCAUGAUCCGCGGCACGGCGGCCGAUGUAUCGUUUAUCAUCCAGAUGCUGCCUGCUUAUCUCUUCCCUAAUGACGAGCGCCGCGUCUCGAUCUUUACCGUAACCGGUAAGAGUCUCGGCGGUCACUCGUCGUGGCAGGUGCUUGCACAUGAGCCGCUGAUUCGCAUCGGCGUGUCGUUCAUCGGGACGCCCGAUUUCCAGAAGCUCGUGGCGAUGCGUGCCAAGAAGUCGAACCUGUCCGAUACACCGCCGACGGUCCCCGGCUCGCUGCGCGCGCUGCUGCAGCGCGUGGACCCUGCUGCACAGCCCUACCGCGAGGCGGGCCCGCAGAACCCCUUCUUUGGCAAGAAGAUCUGCGCGUGCAGCGGCGCGGACGACACGCUCGUGCGCUUCUCGUACUCGCAAGAGUUCCUGGAGAACCUCGUCGUGGCCCCUCCGGGCUCGGACGAGGCACGCCGCAGCCUCCAGGUGUAUGUACAGCCGAACACGGGCCACACCGUGACCAGCGAGAUGCUCCGCAUCGGUGCCCAGUGGCUCACGCAGUGGGCACUGCCUUAUUAA
Malassezia japonica is the source of this 1152-nucleotide messenger RNA. RefSeq lists its product as uncharacterized. NCBI's taxonomy places the organism in Eukaryota, Fungi, Basidiomycota, Malasseziomycetes, Malasseziales, Malasseziaceae. The coding region runs from base 1 to 1152 and encodes 383 amino acids. The transcript is spliced from 4 exons. The record is from RefSeq and is a predicted model, not a curated record.